Messenger RNA from Mangifera indica (mango), 1654 nucleotides. RefSeq names its product flavonol synthase/flavanone 3-hydroxylase-like. The transcript has 3 exons. The record is from RefSeq and is a predicted model, not a curated record. Bases 329 to 1273 code for a protein of 314 amino acids. NCBI's taxonomy places the organism in Eukaryota, Viridiplantae, Streptophyta, Magnoliopsida, Sapindales, Anacardiaceae. Gene Ontology annotation, molecular function: dioxygenase activity.
AAUUGAUUUUGGGAUCGUUCCAGUUAGAAGUCUGCGCAAAUGGUUGGCUUUCUGCUUUGCAUCAGGCAAUUUGGUACUUCAAAUGACUCAAAUUUCUGCAACCGAGGUCACACUCUUGCCAAUUUGUCCUGACUAAAGUGGUGUUUAACAACUGUGUGCUGGAAUCUUAAUAAGAUAAUCGAGGCAGGCCAAAUUGCCAACAAAUAAUCUAUUUUUUUCCCCAAGCUGACGAGUGAAAGGGGAAAAUACAGUGAUUUUUUCUGCGCAAGAUUCAUCAUAUCUAUAUAUUCGUAGGAUCAGCCUCAAUUAUUGAGCCAGGAGUCUUGAAAUGGAUUACUCCAUUCCCACUGUUGAUCUCUCGCCUUUCUUCAGAGAAAAUGAUGAGGAUGGCAAGAGGAAAGCCAUAGAGGUGAUAAGAGAAGCUUGCAGCACCUAUGGCUUCUUCCAAAUUGUGAACCAUGGGGUUCCCCCAACUUUGAUGCGCAGAUCCCUGGAAUUGUCCAAGACAUUUUUCAGUUUUUCAGAUGAAGAGAAACGCAAGUCUAGUCCAGGGUCCUGUGCUCCCCUUCCAGCCGGUUACAGCAGGCAGCCUCUAAACUCCCCGGACAAGAAUGAGUAUCUACUGAUGUUUCCACCGGCAUCUGCCUUCAAUGUGUACCCUGAAAACCCACCUGAAUUCAAAAAGGUAUUGGAAGAAGUGUUCUCCCAUUUAAGGAAGACGGGUUCGCUUAUAGAGAGCAUAGUGAAUGAGUGUUUAAAUCUCCCUCCCGACUUCCUCAAAGAAUAUAAUCAUGAUAGGAGCUGGGAUUUCAUGACAGCCUUGCAUUACCUCCCAGCUACUGAAUCUGAAGAUAAUGGGAUAACAGAACAUGAAGAUGGGAAUUGUGUUACAUUUGUUUUCCAAGAUGAAGUUGGAGGCCUAGAGGUUAAGAAGGACGAUCAGUGGAUACCAGCAACUCCUGCUCAAGACACAAUUGUUGUCAAUUUAGGCGAUGUUAUUCAGGUGCUUAGCAACAACAAACUGAAGAGUGCAACCCACAGAGUGGUGAGAGUGAAAGGGAAAAGCCGAUAUUCGUAUGCUUUCUUCUAUAACCUGCAAGGAGAUAAAUGGGUAGAGCCAUUGCCGCAGUUCAGCACGGACAUUGGAGAGCCACCAAAGUACAGAGGAUUCUUAUACAAGGACUACCAGGCAUUAAGGAUGAGAAACAAGACUCACCCACCUACCAGGCCUGAAGAUGUAAUUCACAUAACCCACUAUGCCGCCACCACCUAGCAAAAUACCAUAUCAUCAACCAACAUACAUUUGUUUUGCAGCUUUUGUUUCUAAAAGUACUGGUUUCUAAUCCUGGAAUGUGAAAACUAUUUGAAAUUGCCAUCGACAGUGUAACGAUGCAAUAUUUGGAUUAAUGAAAGUUGAUGAAACAGCCAGCGGCUCAGACUAUAUAAUAUGUGUGUUGACUUAGACUUAGUUUAUAAAUGAUUUAUUAUCUUGAGCUCAGCCAUUUUGUUUCUGUUAAGGUGUCAUUGUCGAGCUGGCUUGUCUGGUCUAUUUAUCAAGGGCAGGCGGUAAAAUAUUAGGGUGUUUAAGUCGUGGGAACCACAUAAAUUGACGCACAUAGAUGAUCUAUGCAAGCAUGCUUUCAGGUUCAGCUAA